Elgaria multicarinata webbii is the source of this 945-nucleotide messenger RNA. It is a transcript of the gene PCGF1, whose product is annotated as polycomb group ring finger 1. Gene Ontology annotation, biological process: negative regulation of transcription by RNA polymerase II. The record is from RefSeq and is a predicted model, not a curated record. Bases 29 to 811 code for a protein of 260 amino acids. The transcript has 9 exons. Gene Ontology annotation, molecular function: promoter-specific chromatin binding. Gene Ontology annotation, cellular component: PRC1 complex. NCBI's taxonomy places the organism in Eukaryota, Metazoa, Chordata, Lepidosauria, Squamata, Anguidae.
ACCCGGAAGUGGGCGAGGCGGCUCCAAGAUGGCGUCUCCUCCUCAGGGGGGCCCGAUGGCGAUCGCGAUGCGGCUCCGGAACCAGCUCCAGGCCGUCUACAAGAUGGACCCGCUACGGAACGAGGAGGAGGUGAAAGUGAAGAUGAAGGAGCUGAAUGAGCACAUUGUGUGCUUCCUUUGCGCGGGCUACUUCAUCGAUGCCACCACCAUCACGGAAUGCCUGCACACCUUCUGCAAGAGCUGCAUCGUGAAAUAUCUGCAGACCAGCAAGUACUGCCCCAUGUGCAGCACCAAGAUCCACGAGACACAGCCGCUCCUCAACCUGAAACUGGACCGCGUCAUGCAAGACAUUGUCUACAAGCUGGUGCCUGGCCUGCAGGAGAGCGAGGAGAAGAGGAUCCGAGAGUUCUACCAGUCCCGAGGCCUGGAGCGUGUCAGCCAGCCCAGCAACGAAGAUCCUGCCUCCGACCGCGUGGGGCUGCCCUAUACAGCCUUCGACCACUCGCGCGCUCACUACUACCGCUUUGAUGAGCACGUCCUGCUGUGCCUGGAGAAACAGAGCUCCGGCAAAGAGAAGCACAAGCACAUCCUGCAGCACAAAUACGUCCGCUGCUCGGUGCGGGCUCAGAUCCGCCACCUCCGCCGGGUUCUGUGCUGCCGCUUGGAGCUGGCCCUGCAACACGUGCAGGUCCUGUUUAACAACGAGGUGCUCCCAGAUCACAUGACGCUGAAGCAGCUGUGGCUUUCCCGCUGGUUUGGCAAGCCUGCCCCCCUCCUGCUGCACUACAGCGUGAAGGAGAAGAGGAGGUAGGGGGGAGCGAGUGACCUUCCCCUAGGGCAGCAGCCUCCACCCCCCCUCCCAACAACCGUAACCCCGACACUUUAAUUUAAGCCCCCUUUCUCUUCAAUAUGAGUUUAUUUUUGGAAUAAAAAUACUGAAAAUCA